Molecule: messenger RNA, 4478 nt
Organism: Oncorhynchus masou masou (cherry salmon)
Lineage: Eukaryota; Metazoa; Chordata; Actinopteri; Salmoniformes; Salmonidae
Product: inositol polyphosphate 5-phosphatase K-like
Exons: 13
Coding region: 166-1635 (489 amino acids)
Biological process (GO): phosphatidylinositol dephosphorylation; negative regulation of glycogen biosynthetic process; negative regulation of phosphatidylinositol 3-kinase/protein kinase B signal transduction
Cellular component (GO): cytoplasm; ruffle; endoplasmic reticulum
Molecular function (GO): inositol bisphosphate phosphatase activity; phosphatidylinositol-4,5-bisphosphate 5-phosphatase activity; phosphatidylinositol-3,4,5-trisphosphate 5-phosphatase activity
Source: RefSeq, a predicted model, not a curated record
AGCGCGGUCACUUGGCGAUCUGCUUUGAGGAAGCGCAUGUGCAAAACGUAAACAAAGUGUUUUGGGUAAUCUCACACCCAAAUUGUAAUUUUUCGUGGAGAAUUUCUGUAAUCAGAAAUAGAGUAGGCUACAACAAAACAACAGGCAUUGCCAGCUGGUGAGAUUAUGGAGAAAGAUGACGGUACCAGAGAAGACAACCAGUCACAAGUCAAGAACUCAGUCAGCAUGGAGAAGAACUGCUGCAACGAGGACACUUUCAGGCUUCACAUGGUCACGUGGAAUGUCGCUACAGCUGAUCCUCCAGAUGACAUCAGCUCCUUGCUUCACCUGAACUCCCCAAAGACCCCAGACCUCUACGUGAUUGGUCUCCAGGAGGUGUACGCUGCUCCUCACAGGUUCAUCAUAGACAUGGCCGUUGAGGACUCCUGGAGCCAUCUCUUCAUGUCCAGCCUGGCACCACGAGGCUACCUGAAGGUGUCAUCCAUCCGAAUGCAGGGCCUCCUGCUGCUGUUCUUCUCCAAACUGGCCCACGUUCCAUUCAUUAGAGACAUCCACGACACCUACACGCGCACAGGCAUCUUCGGCUACUGGGGGAAUAAAGGCGGGGUGUCCAUCCGCCUGUCUUUCUACGGCCACAUGCUCUGCUUCCUCAACUGUCACCUGGCGGCACACAUGCAGUACGCCUCGCAGCGCGUCGACGAGUUCGAGUACAUCCUGGACACGCAGACCUUCGGCACCAAAAAGGCCCCCCACGUCCUCGACCACAAGCUGGUCUUCUGGUUUGGGGAUUUGAACUUCCGCAUCCAAGAUCACGGCAUGCAUUUUUUGCGCAACUGCAUCACCAGCCAUAAGUUCAACUUGCUGUGGAGCAAAGACCAGCUGACUAUGAUGAAGAAGAAGGAGGCUGUCCUGCAGGAGUUUGACGAGGGACCUCUGGACUUUCAACCGACGUACAAAUUUGACAGGUUCUCUGACCGCUAUGACAGCAGUGGUAAGAUGCGUAAGCCGGCUUGGACAGACCGGAUCCUGUGGAGGGUGAAGCCUAAAGAGUCACCCCCAGAGGAGGAGAAGGACGAGGACAGGGACUCUGGCCUGGAUGAGAAGAACACCAAGCAGCAGGAGGAGGAGGAAGAGUUCCCUCUGAAACUCAAGCAGGAUUCGUACACCAGCAACAUGGAGUAUGGCGUCAGCGACCACAAGCCUGUCAUCGGCGUCUUUACCUUGGAGUUGAGGAAGAUGUACGAGACGCCGUUGGUGCGCGUGUGUGCCGAGGGUGAAUGGAGCGCCGACUUUGACGCCAUGGUGAUCUACAGCCCCCUCCAGCCCUUCCCUUCUAGCGCCUGGGACUGGAUCGGCCUCUACAAGGUGGGAUUCAGGAGUGUUUCGGACUACAUUACCUACACCUGGGUGAAGGAUGAUGAGGUCUCAUUUAAUGACGAGCUCACCCAGGUCUAUGUGAGCAAGGAUGAGAUUCCGGUGCUGGGAGGGGAGUGUGUGCUCUGUUACUACUGCAGUACGCUCCAAUGCAUUGUGGGUAUUAGCUCACCCUUUAAGGUACAAGAGUCCAAAGUGGCCAUUGAGGAAGGUCUAGCGCCGGAGAACAUCAACGGCCUUGACAAGGCCACAGCCAGUUAGGACCUGUGAGUGGACCAGACAUGCCCUCGAACACUCUCACACAGUCUUUCCGUCUAUGCUGUUACACACCUGCCCUUUUGACCUUUGGUUGCCUGUCUGCAAGCUGCGGUGCUGCUGGAGUCAUGGAAUGUUACUUAGAAAUGAUAGGCUAGUGCACUUUGAAUUUAAUGAAUCGUACUGUUUAGCUGUCUUGUUCGCCACUGCCAGUUGUGGUGGCAACAGUAACCUGUGUGUUUAUUUCUGUUCUGUUCAGAUGUUGAUUCCGCUUUUUAAAACCAGCCGCAGAGAGAUAUUGGCAGUGUCGCUUUGAGAAAGGUUCAGUCUUAGUUUUGUUCAGUGUAUUUUUUUGUUGUUGUCGGUGUUUGUCUCUUUGGAUUCAUACAGAACACAUUGGACAUUGUCAGAUGUUCCAGGUAGCUUGUACAAAUGUUGAACAUUGACAUCAAAGUCGUGGCUGUUUCACUUGAACAUUUGACCAAUCAUCUAAUGAUAUCAUAAAUGCAUGAUUAUCUCAUAAUUAUUUUUAAAAUAAUGGUUUAUAUAUUUUUAUUUUCCCCUUGCAAACUUAGUUGUCUGUUAACAAAAACCCUUUGUGCUAUGCUAUUCCAUUUCAAUGCAAUUUCUAAUAGAGGAUAUGUUUGAGAAAUACAGUGAGCGCCAUAAUUCAUUGGACAGUGACCAUUUUCUUUGUUAUUUUGGUUCUGUACUCUAGCACUUUGAGUUUGAAAGGAUACAAUGACAAUGAGGGUGAAGUGCAGACCGUCAGCUUUAAUUUGACGCUAUUUUCAUACCUGUCGGAUGAAUCGUUUAGAAAUUACAGCACCUUUUGUACAUGGUCCUCCCCCCAUUUUACUACAAGUAUUUGUUGAAUUGCUUCACAGAUGUGUGUCGUUAGGCAGGUGUAUUCAUUUGUGUCGUUUGUGAAUGCAGGAGAGCUGUUGGUGAAGAGUAUUGAUUCUAGACUUUGCUAUUGCCUUUGGAGGUUGUCGUUAGGGUGUGGCAACAUGAGGAAGACAGCCGUGUCGAUGCAAAUGAGGCUGGCCGUCAUAAGGAUCAGAAAUGAAAAUCAAUCAAUCAGGAACAUUGCAAAAACCCUGGGCAUGCCCAAGUCAACAGUUUGGUUCAUCAUUAACAAGAAAAAAACAACUGGUGAACUCAAUUAUGUCAAAAGACCCGGUAGACUGAGGAAGACCACUGUAGUGGAUGACUGGAGAAUAUUCUCUAUGGUGAAGAAAACCCCCCUGACAACAGCCCAACAGAUCAGAAACACUCUCCUGGGUGCAGGUGUAGAUGUGUCAAAGUCUACCAUUCGUAGACAACUACACCAGCAGGACUACAGUGGGUACACUACAAGAUGCAAACCACUGAUAAACCUGAAGAACAGAAAGGCCAGAUUACCAUUUGCUAAAAAGCACCUAAAAGAGCCCCAACAGUUCUGGAAAGAAGUUUUGUGGACAGAUGAGACGAAGAUUAACAUGUACCAGAGUGAUGGAAAGAGUUUUUUGGGGAAAAAAGACUCAUGAUCCAAAGCAUACCAUCUGUGAAACAUGGUGGAGGGGGUGUUAUGGCUUGGGCCUGUAUGGCUGCCAGUGGAACAGGCUCACUUGUCUUCAUCGAUGAUGUGACUGCAGACAGAAGUAGAACAAUGAAUUCUGAGGUCUACAGAAAUAUUUUAUCUGCUCAGAUAAAAGCAAAUGCCUCCAAACUCAUUGGGCGGCACUUCAUCAUGCAACAAGACAAUGAACCUGAACAUACUGCUAGAGCAACGAAGGGGUUUUUGAUGGCCAAAAAGUGGAACAUCCUUGACUGGACGAGUCAAUCACCGGAUCUGAAUCCAAUUGAAUGUGCAUUUUACAUGCUGAAGAGGAGACCGAAGGCAAUAAGUCCUCGAAACAAGCAGGAACUGAAGAUGGCUGCAGUACAGGCCUGACAGAGCAUCACCAGGGAAGAUACCCAGCGUCUGGUGACGUCGAUGCGUCACAGGCUUCAAGCAGUCAUUGCAUGCAUAGGAUAUGCGACCAUAUAUUAACAACGAUGACUUUAUUCUACAUUAUGUUAAACUGUCCAAUGUUUUUGAUGCCUGAAAAUGGGGGGGGGGACUAUGAAUUAAAGCUUCUAUAUUUUCUAAUAGGUUCAUCCGAUAUGUAUGAAAAUACCCUCAAAUUAAAGCUGACAGUCUGCACUUCAGCCUCGUUGUCAUGGUAUCCUUUCAAACUCAAAGUGCUAGAGUACAGAACCAAAAAUACAAAACAAUGGUCACUGUCCAAUGAUUUAUGGUGUUCAAUGUAUAUUGCACAAUUUGAUCUUUUUCAUAUUCAUGACCAUAUGCCCUUUUUAUAGAUGUGCGUAAAGGUUACUGGUUUAUGCAUAUUAUUGAAGUAAUUUUAGUUCUAGUCCGUGUGAUUGGGGUUGAAAAGUUAUUUAAGAAAAAGUGGAUUCAACAAGUGCCUCAAUGUUAACAACCUUUAGAUAACUGUUCAACGGAUACUUUGGUACAAAACUAUGUCAUUCCUAUUUGAUUAUUUAUUGCUGCAUUUGAAAUGUAUGAAUAAUCAGUGUUCUUAUCUUAAAACAUAUGCAGGUCUUGCUUGUGCUGUACGCAUCAACAUUUCAUCUGUAGAACUUCUUGUACUUUUCUGCGACCAAUUUCAGCAUAAGCGAGGUCUGUUCAAAUGUAUUUUAUUAAUGUCUUUAAACGCUUGUACAUUUACUUGUAAAGAUUGUUCAGUAUAUUGAAAAUCAGGAGUGCUCUAUUUUCUCAGUAACAAAUGUGGUAAAUGAAUGAAUACAAAUGUUAUACUGUAACCCAUUUAGGCUUAAAUGAAGUAAAACAUCUAAAUGAU